AUGUCUGCUCGUAGGGACUUGACUUCUGCAUUGGCCGCUGCUGCAGCCAAGGACGCUGACGAGCUGGUCCUAGAAACUGAUAGCGAAGAGGAGCCGGUAGACGAGCACGAGCUCAUUUUGAACAGUGUUGGCGUCAAGUUGACUCCAAAGAAUUCAACACCCAUGUCACCAAUCAAGAAGAAAGCCAAGGUGUCGCCUCGUUCUGUCUGGACGAAGUGCAAGCUUGGCGACUUGACGUCCUUGUUGCCAUUGUCUGGAUGCAACAAGAAGGAGUGCGAGUGCUUGAAGCUUGUGUCAUUUCCCCACGAUCAGAAGCGAAUCCGCCAGUUCGUCGUUGAUCUUGUGGUCGAACAAGGGGAAGAUGUUGCACGAGCCUUUCUUGUUGCUUGUGUCUUUCCGGACGUGACUGCAUUGAAAGAUCCUCAUCGCAAGAACGUGAAGUGGCAUUUCAAGGUACCCCUAAUUAUUGGUUAUGACACCAGCCGAGAACAGGACUUCGCUGUGGACUACACUCUCUGCCGUCAGAGUUUCCUCACUCUGUUCGGUCUCCACACAAGCAGAUUCGAUGGAAUUAGAAAGGAUGCUCUGGUGGUUCACGAGGAAUACAUGUCACAUGCUUGGAAUCAACUCACCUUUAAACGUUGGCACGACGUUCACUUCUUCAUUGCUGAUGGGUGGCAUUACUGUUGUCUUGAGCCCGAAAUUUAUUACGGCCCCGGUGAAAUCAAAGAUCGUGUGCUUGGGCAGAAGCUUCUUUUCGAGCCACUCCGGAAGGAUCAAGAUGUUCUCGAGUCCUUAAGCAAAUAUCGCCGAACAGAACAAGCUGGAGAUAACGAAGAAGAAGAGGAGGCAGAGGAAGAAGAAGAGGAGGCAGAGGCUUAUGGACGUGUUCUUGUCAAGAGUUGGAAUGUUGAGGAAGUUUGA
This is a messenger RNA of Seminavis robusta, 924 nucleotides long. NCBI's taxonomy places the organism in Eukaryota, Bacillariophyta, Bacillariophyceae, Naviculales, Naviculaceae. The record is from the annotation of a GenBank genome assembly.